GACACCCCUUUCGAGGAGACCAGGCUUCACGUCUUUACCUUGGAUUACCCACACGUGCAAAUCCCCUUCGAGAUCACCCUUUGGAUUCUCCUGGCUUCCUUAGCCAAGAUCGGUUUUCAUCUCUACUACAAAUUGCCGCAGAUAGUUCCAGAAAGUUGUCUCCUUAUUGUGAUUGGACUGAUUUUAGGUGGAAUUAUAUUUGGGGCACAGGAAAAAUCUCCACCAGUGAUGAAGAACGAUGUUUUUUUCUUAUAUCUUCUUCCUCCAAUUGUCCUCGACGCUGGUUAUUUUAUGCCCACACGCCUCUUCUUUGAGAACUUCGGCACCAUUUUUUGGUAUGCUGUUGUGGGCACACUCUGGAAUUCUCUUGGCAUUGGCAUUUCCCUCUUUGCCAUUUGCCAGAUUGAGGCCUUUGGUCUGAGUGACAUCACUCUACUGCAGAGCCUACUUUUUGGGAGUUUGAUUUCAGCUGUGGAUCCUGUGGCUGUGUUGGCUGUCUUUGAAAAUAUUCAUGUCAACGAGCAGCUGUAUAUCUUAGUUUUUGGGGAAUCUCUCUUGAAUGAUGCUGUAACUGUGGUGCUGUACAACUUGUUCAAAUCUUUCUGCCAGAUGCGUACAAUUGAGGUCGUUGACAUAUUUGCUGGAAUUGCUAAUUUUUUUGUAGUUGGCAUUGGAGGAGUUUUGAUUGGAAUCAUUCUUGGAUUUGUAGCAGCUUUUACUACUCGUUUCACCCAUAAAAUUCGAGUGAUUGAGCCACUGUUUGUCUUCUUAUACAGUUACCUAUCAUACAUAACAGCUGAAAUGUUUCACCUUUCAGGGAUUAUGGCGAUUACAGCAUGUGCUAUGACCAUGAAUAAAUAUGUAGAGGAGAAUGUUUCUCAGAAGUCCUAUACUACUAUAAAAUAUUUCAUGAAAAUGCUGAGCAGUGUCAGUGAAACUCUUAUCUUUAUUUUUAUGGGAGUAUCUACAGUAGGAAAAAACCAUGAAUGGAACUGGGCCUUUGUUUGCUUUACACUGCUAUUUUGUUUGAUUUGGCGUUCAUUAGGAGUUUUUGCAUUGACUCAAGUAAUAAAUGUAUUUCGGACAAUUCCUAUAACAUUUAAAGACCAGUUCAUUAUUGCCUAUGGAGGCCUCCGAGGAGCUAUAUGUUUUUCUCUAGUCUUCCUGCUCCCUUCUACUGUUUUUCCUAGAAAGAAGCUUUUCAUUACCGCUGCUAUCGUAGUGAUCUUCUUUACCGUGUUCAUUCAGGGAAUGACAAUUCGCCCACUAGUGGACUUUCUUGAUGUCAAAAGAUCAAAUAAGAAGCAACCAGCAGUCAGUGAGGAAAUCUACUGCCGGUUCUUUGACCAUAUCAAGGCUGGUGUUGAAGAUGUUUGUGGACACUGGGGUCACAACUUUUGGAGAGAUAAGUUUAUAAAAUUUGAUAAGAAAUACCUAAGAAGACUUUUAAUUAAGGAGAAACAACCAAAAUCAAGUAUUGUUACUCUGUACAAGAAAUUGGAAAUAAAACAUGCCAUUGAAAUGGCAGAGAAUGGGAUGUUAAGCACAGUUCCAUCUCUAGCUUCUAUCAAUGAGCCUCAAGAAGGAGAAAAAAUAAAUGCACCUUAUUCUGGCCAAAUGGAUAACAUAAGAGAGAUUUUAACAAAGAAUCUGUAUCAGAUACGACAAAGAACUCCAUCAUAUAAUAGAUACAGUCUUGCUGAAGAUGCAAAUGAAAAGCAAGCCAAAGAAAUUUUGAUUCGUCGCCGACAUAGCCUAAGGGAGAGCAUUAGGAAGAGCAACAGUUUGUCAAGACCAGUGCACAUGAAAUCACCACGUUACUUAUCACUACCUAAAAAUACUAAACUUGCAGAGAAAACACGGAAAAGAAAUCAAUCCUCCUUUAAAGUAAGUGACAACAGUGAAUCUGAAUCUGACCAUACCAUGGUGCUGAAUUUUAAAUCCCAAGCGGGAAACAUUUUGAGAGAUCAAAGACUUCGUCAGCAACAAUGCAGAAUUGAGUGGAAGAAUGAAACGGGCAGAGACAAUGCUGGUACAACGAGCUACCCUCAAGGAACAACAAGAGGCUUCCGGCAACCACUAUUGCCAAGGCCACCAUUUGGCACAGUGAAUGAAGAAUCAGCUGAAGAUGACAGAUCAGUCAAGCCCCUACCACCACCUAGAUUAGCCCGGCAGGCAUCAAAAGCUGAAAGGCCAAGAGAUAAACCUGAGAAUAACCAUAGCAAUAAUUACUAA
Messenger RNA from Thamnophis elegans (Western terrestrial garter snake), 2235 nucleotides. It is a transcript of the gene SLC9A2, whose product is annotated as solute carrier family 9 member A2. The coding region runs from base 229 to 2235 and encodes 668 amino acids. Gene Ontology annotation, biological process: regulation of pH; proton transmembrane transport; sodium ion transport. The record is from RefSeq and is a predicted model, not a curated record. Gene Ontology annotation, cellular component: membrane. Lineage: Eukaryota; Metazoa; Chordata; Lepidosauria; Squamata; Natricidae. Gene Ontology annotation, molecular function: sodium:proton antiporter activity. The transcript has 12 exons.